Messenger RNA from Dentiscutata erythropus, 1014 nucleotides. The record is from the annotation of a GenBank genome assembly. Lineage: Eukaryota; Fungi; Glomeromycota; Glomeromycetes; Diversisporales; Gigasporaceae.
AUGUCAUUUAAUGAUCUUGAACGAGCUGUUGCAAUUGACGCAGGUUUGCGCGAUGAACGAGUUGUUGCAAUUGACGCAGUCUUGCGUGCUAGUAAAGUUUGUCAGAGUGUUUUUAAUCACCUUGUAACGAGUGAUACUCUUAUUAAAAAGGAUAAAACACCUGUAACAAUUGCUGAUUUUGGUGCACAAGCAGUGGUAAACUCUAUAUUAUAUAAGUUUUUUCCAAAUGAUCCUGUUGUUGGAGAAGAGGAUUCAAAAAGGUUGAAAGGAGAUGACGGAAAAGAAAUGAGAGAUAAAGUUUUAUCAUUAGCAAACUCUGCGCUAGAUACUCCCUUAAAUGAGAAAGAGACGCUAUUGAUAGAGGAACUUACUCUGGUGGCCCAAAUGGAAGUUAGAAUGUGGUCUCUUGAUCCGAUUGAUGAAACCAAUGGGUUUCUUCGUGGAGAGGAAGGUCAAUACGCAGUGGGGCUGUCUUUAAUUAUUGAUGGUGUUGUUCAUCUUAGUGUUAUAGGAUGUCCAAAUUAUCCUGUAGAUUUUAAUAAUCCUAAAGGCGAAAGGGGAUGUGUAUUUAUUGCUGUUAAAGGACAAGGCGCUUUUCAGCGUAAUUUCUCUUCAACUGGAGAAGCACCAAUCCAUGUGGCAGACGUUCCACUUUCACCAGAAGUCACAUAUUGUGUAUCUUUAGGAGCUGAUCAUGCUAAAUUAGGUUAUAAUGAUAAAAUUGCAUCAUUACUUGGAAUUAUAAAGCCUGCACUUCAAAUGGAUAGUAUGAGUAGAUAUUGCGCUGUUGCCAGAGGUGAUGUUAAUAUUUAUCUAAGAUUGCCUUAUGACGUUAAUUACGAGGAGAAAAUCUGGGAUCAUGCGCCUGGAUCUCUUCUUGUUGCAGAAGCAGGUGGUAUUGUUACGAACAUAGAUAACGAACCUUUGGAUUUUUCUUUGGGAAGAACUUUGGGAAAAGUUAAUAAAGGAUUCGUGGUUACGAGUUCUAAAAUACAUGAACAAGUUAUUGAUGCC